This is a messenger RNA of Leptomonas pyrrhocoris, 312 nucleotides long. RefSeq lists its product as hypothetical. The transcript has a single exon. The record is from RefSeq and is a predicted model, not a curated record. Gene Ontology annotation, biological process: mRNA splicing, via spliceosome. Gene Ontology annotation, cellular component: U2 snRNP; precatalytic spliceosome. The coding region runs from base 58 to 312 and encodes 84 amino acids. NCBI's taxonomy places the organism in Eukaryota, Euglenozoa, Kinetoplastea, Trypanosomatida, Trypanosomatidae.
AGAGAACUGAUUGAGUGGCUCGUUGCGUUCUUUCUUGCCGGCUUUCCUUCGACCACAAUGGGCGAUCCGUUUGUACGGCCGGGGCUGGAGUACGCGCCGCACGUGGAGCAGGUGCUGUUGAAGCAUGAGGGUACUAUGACCCUGGAGACGACCAAGGACGACUGGAUGCGCUCGCAGCACCGGGACACGCUCGCUGCAUUGAUUGAGAAACGUGAUCAGCUGGAGUACCUGUGCAUCGCCGAAAACCUGCCGCCGGCAAAGAUGGAGCGGAUUCUGCUGGAGCGGAUGGUAGAUCCCAUUGCCAAGCGCUGA